AUGUUCAUGGCUAUUCACUGCAACACAUUUCCCAUUUCCAUCAAACCAUGCAGAACGAGAACUACACUUUCGUCUCCAUUGUCAACCACCCGUUUAACUUCAGUUUCUCACAAUCCGAACCGCAUCAAUAACGUUGCGCUCAAGCUCUCAACUCCCAGCCCCAGGUUAAGUAAGGUUGUUUCUGCUGUGACUUCCGAAGAGAGUGCAGUCGGUUCAAUUAAUUCUGGUACUGAUGUGUUUAAACUCACGUACUUAGAGGGAAAUAGUUGGUUGUGGGAUGUUGGUGGUUUGAAAAUUUUGGUUGAUCCAAUCUUGGUGGGCAACUUGGAUUUUGGAAUUCCUUGGCUUUAUGAUGCUGCCAAGAAAUUUUUGAAGAAUUUCCAGCUUAGUGAUCUUCCAGAAGUUGAUUGUUUAUUGAUUACACAAAGCCUUGAUGAUCACUGCCAUUUAAAGACGUUAGAGCCGCUUUCUAAAAUGUCUCCAAAUCUUAAGGUCAUUGCUACUCCUAAUGCCAAGCCAUUGCUGGAUCCCCUUUUUAAUAAUUUGGUCCAAUUCUAGUUAAUGAAAUUGAAUGGCAGUUGAAAUAAAAAUGAUAAAGUUAAUUGAGUUCUGUUCUUGUCAUAGGUUUUUCAAAAUCUUGCUUCUGUGUAGUUCUUGCUAAUGACAUUGUUGGCUGUUUGAAUAUAGUUAUAAAUUUUGCUCCCAAUGGCUAGUUUUAUCAUUCAAUGUUGAGGAACUGUAAUGAGUUUUCCGUACAAACUGAUGCCUUCUUGAUGAAAAAGAAGAGAUCUCUUGUUUAAUUUAAUUUACAUUAUGCCCAGUAGAUAGAUAAAUGGCUGGGUGGUUAACCUCACUUUGGCCGGUAUUAGCAAUCAUUAUGC
Molecule: messenger RNA, 881 nt
Organism: Pistacia vera
Lineage: Eukaryota; Viridiplantae; Streptophyta; Magnoliopsida; Sapindales; Anacardiaceae
Exons: 5
Coding region: 1-558 (185 amino acids)
Source: RefSeq, a predicted model, not a curated record